Messenger RNA from Hyla sarda, 6183 nucleotides. RefSeq names its product catenin delta 2 (gene CTNND2). NCBI's taxonomy places the organism in Eukaryota, Metazoa, Chordata, Amphibia, Anura, Hylidae. Gene Ontology annotation, cellular component: plasma membrane; postsynaptic density; adherens junction. Gene Ontology annotation, molecular function: cadherin binding. Gene Ontology annotation, biological process: cell-cell adhesion; dendritic spine morphogenesis; cell-cell junction assembly. The transcript is spliced from 23 exons. Bases 565 to 4290 code for a protein of 1241 amino acids. The record is from RefSeq and is a predicted model, not a curated record.
AGAUAAAGAGUUCAGUCACAGGCGCUUCUGUCACGUACAAGUCCCAGCAUCCGUCUUCCAUGUUUCGCCCAUUGCCUGUAUAUACUUGGCUCCGCCCCCAGCCUUGCUUACAAUUUAGAGAAAAGGGGCGGCGGUUACUGCUUAUCUUCUCCAAUUGAGAGAAGCGCCUUCUUCUCAGCAGCAGCAGCACCGAGACGCAGGAAGCAUUUCGUCUUCAUCAUAUGACACAAAACCCGACAGCCUGGAAUUCAGAGCGUAGCCUGUGCAUUUACCGCAUAUUCCAUUUCCAAUCUGAACACUUUGUGGAUAGAAAUCUAGUCCCAUCAUCCAAGAGAAAAUCAGAUAAAGCAGGAUGGACGGGUUGCAGUGAAGAGCCUUCCUCCCAUAGAGACGAGCAGUAAGAGGGAGGAUGCUGCUACAUCUCUGCAAGGUCAGGAUCGCCCUUUGAGACAGAGCAGCCACCAUCAGCAGCAUCAUUAGCAGCGGCUGUGGAGAUUUUCCUCAUCUUUCCUUUGUGCUUGUUAAACACCUAGAAGGAUCUUCUGCGGCCUUCGGGGAGAAGCAAUGCCUGUUCCAGCUCAGCCAUCAUGUUCAGAUAAAACUAGUUCAUCCAGCCCCGAAAUGAACAUUUCAAAUCGUGAUGCUUCUGAGGCAGAAACAACUUCAGCUAUUUUGGCCUCUGUUAAGGAACAGGAACUGCAGUUUGAAAGAUUAACUCGAGAACUAGAGGCCGAACGUCAAAUUGUUGCCAGCCAGCUGGAGAGAUGCAAGCUUGGAUCAGAAACUGGCAGCAUGAGUAGUAUUAGUUCAACGGAGGAUCACUUUCGGUGGCAAACACAAGAGGGUCAAAAAGACAUAGAGGAUGAAUUAACAACUGGCCUAGAACUGGUUGAUUCAUGCAUUAGAUCUUUGCAAGAGUCUGGCAUUCUUGAAUCACAAGAUUUUGCAUCCAGUAAACGGCCCAGCCUCCUAUCCCAGAGUACCCUACAGCUAAAUUCUAAAUCUGAAGGGUCCUUCCAGUAUUCAUCAAGCUACACUGGGUGCACUGGUGCACUUCUUGCACUGGGUGAAACAUCAGCAUUACAGCCCCAGAGCCGCAACAAUCAAGCCAGAUCUUCUGUUCAGAACUACAGUCAAAGCACAGGUAGCAGAGUAGCUCAGUCAUCCGGUACUGAGCCACCCCAAACACAUGCUGUGUCUCACUCAAGAGAAUCCUUUGUGCCAAGCCAUGGGAGUGCUUUUCAUUUGCCUGACUCUCCACAUUCUUCAACACUUUUUUAUUCAAGUUCAACUUUGCCAGCACAGAGAGUUAGCUCUCCCUUAUCAAUGCAGCAAGCAGGCUCUCCAACUAAGCUCCAGCGGGUGGGCUCUGCAUCAGAAAGUACUGGCUAUAAUACCACACAGAGAAUUUCUUCUCCAAAACAAUCUCCUAGUCGACUUGCCAAAUCCUACAGUACCAGUUCACCUAUCAACAUAAUUGUAUCAUCGGCAGGACCUUCUCCUUCAUCUGCGCGGGUGACCUCUCCACCAACCAUCCAAUCUUCGCCUUUACAUCAGCUGAGUUCAGCAAUUGGUUCAUAUGCAACUCUAUCACCUACAAAACGAGUAGUUCAUUCCUCUGAUCAGUACACCAAGCCUUCACAAGAACUAUAUGCCACAGCAACAUUGCAGAGACCUGGCAGUUUAGCAGCGGGAUCCCGAGCAUCGUAUACUAGUCAACACAGCCAUAUAGGUCCUGAACUAAGGCCACUACAAUCACCAGAGCAUCAGAUCGAGCCUAUUUAUGAAGAAAGAGUGUUUCAGAAGCCACAAAUGCGAAGCCUAAGCCAAAGUCAGGGAGAACCAGUACUACCAGCACAUACCACCUCCUAUCGCACCAACACAGCCCCAUCUUCCCCUGGUGUCGACUCCAUACCUUUACAGCGUACAGGCAGCCAACAUUGCUCUCAGAAUGCAACAGGGACCUUCCAGAGGGCCAGUUAUGCUGUAGGCCCUGGCUCCAGUUAUGUAGACCCUUACCGACAGCUGCAGUAUUGUCCAUCUGUUGACUCACCCUACAGUAAAUCUGGGCCAGCUAUACCACCUGAAGGAACAUUAGCCAGGUCUCCAUCUAUUGAUAGCAUUCAGAAAGAUCCAAGAGAAUUUGGCUGGAGAGAUCCCGAACUUCCAGAAGUGAUACAAAUGUUGCAACACCAAUUUCCUUCCGUACAGUCUAAUGCAGCUGCUUAUCUGCAGCAUUUAUGUUUUGGAGAUAAUAAAAUAAAAGCAGAGAUAAGAAGACAAGGUGGAAUUCAAUUAUUAGUAGAUCUUCUGGAUCAUCGGAUGACAGAUGUUCAUCGAAGUGCCUGUGGAGCACUAAGGAAUCUAGUUUAUGGAAAAGCAAAUGAUGAUAACAAAAUUGCACUGAAAAAUUGUGGUGGUAUUCCAGCAUUAGUACGACUACUUCGAAAGACCUCAGAUUUGGAAAUCAGAGAACUAGUAACAGGAGUUUUGUGGAAUCUUUCUUCUUGUGAUGCCCUAAAAAUGCCAAUAAUUCAAGAUGCCCUAGCAGUGUUGACCAAUGCAGUGAUUAUCCCACAUUCUGGAUGGGAAAACUCUAUACUACAGGAUGAUGGCAAAAUACAGUUACACUCAUCACAGGUGCUGCGCAAUGCCACUGGGUGCCUAAGGAAUGUGAGCUCUGCUGGAGAGGAAGCACGCAGAAGAAUGAGAGAGUGUGAUGGACUGACUGAUGCUCUACUUUAUGUAAUACAGUCUGCACUUGGAAGCAGUGAAAUAGAUAGCAAGACCAUUGAAAACUGUGUUUGCAUUCUGAGAAACCUUUCCUAUCGGCUAGCUGCAGAAACCUCUCAGGGACAGCAAACUGGAACAGAUGAACUUGAUGGAUUGCUUUGUGGUGAGACCAAUAGCAAAGAUACUGAAAGUUCAGGAUGCUGGGGGAAAAAGAAGAAAAAAAAGAAAUCCUUAGAUCAGUGGGAUGGAGUUGGCCCUUUUCCUGACUGUGCAGAUCCUCCAAAAGGCAUCCAGAUGUUAUGGCAUCCUUCAAUAGUCAAACCCUACCUCACACUUUUGUCUGAGUGCUCAAACCCAGACACCCUUGAAGGUGCAGCUGGAGCAUUACAAAACUUAGCUGCAGGAAGCUGGAAGUGGUCUAUUUAUAUCCGAGCUGCUGUCCGCAAAGAGAAAGGUCUACCAAUUUUGGUUGAACUCCUUCGAAUUGAUAAUGACAGAGUGGUAUGUGCUGUGGCCACCGCUUUAAGGAAUAUGGCCUUAGAUAUAAGAAAUAAAGAACUAAUAGGAAAAUAUGCUAUGAGAGACUUGGUGCAUCGUCUUCCUGGAGGAAACAACUGUAACACCUUAACUAGCAAGACUAUGUCUGAUGACACUGUUACUGCUAUCUGCUGCACUCUACAUGAAGUUAUUACUAAGAAUAUGGAGAAUGCUAAAGCCCUAAGAGAUGCAGGAGGCAUUGAAAAAUUAGUUGCCAUUUCAAAGAGCAAGGGAGACAAGCAUUCUCCAAAAGUAGUAAAAGCAGCAUCUCAAGUCCUAAACAGCAUGUGGCAGUACAGAGACCUCAGAAGUCUUUACAAAAAGCAGGAUUCCCCAGGCUUGACAGUGAAUGAGGAAAGCGGAUAUUCACCCACCCUUCAGUGUGAGCCAGACAACGCUCUGUAUACACUCUCCCAGGGCCAAGCGACCAGAAUCAAUUCCCAAAUUCAGGAUGGGUGGUCUCAGUACCACUUUGUAGCAUCAUCAUCGACAAUUGAAAGAGACAGGCAACGACCUUAUUCUUCAUCAAGAACUCCCUCCAUAUCUCCAGUUCACAUGUCUCCUAAUAACAGAUCCGCAAGUGCCCCAGCAUCCCCUCGGGAAGUAAUCGGCAUGAAGGAAAAAAAAGUGGACUAUGAAGCAGGAUCAAAUGCUACCUACAAAGGAGAACAUACUUCUAGGAAAGACACUAUAACAGCUCCAAGCACAGGAACCACUACUAUAUAUAGGAAUUCAUUUGGGGCACCAGGUGAUGAUGUGAAACACAACCAACCAAUUCCACAAGAAACUGGUAGAAAAGACUACGAGACCUACCAACCAUUUCAGAACUCAACAAGAAAUUUUGAAGAUUCCUUCUUUGAGGAUCAAGUGCACCACCGACCUCCUGCCACUGAGUAUAAUAUGCAUCUGGGAUUAAAGUCAACCGGCAACUAUGUCGACUUUUAUUCUGCUGCUCGACCUUAUAGUGAACUGAACUAUGAAACAAGCCACUAUCCUGCCUCUCCAGACUCAUGGGUUUGAGACGCAGAUUUAGAAUCUGUGCAUGUGCAUGCAUAACAUAAGACACUUUUCCUUGCAGAUUUAAUUUAAGACUGUUCCUUAGAAAGGCAGUAAAUAUCAUUGUGGAAAAUUGAUUGUGGUGUUUGAUUAAUGGAAAGGAGUCAAAGUGUGCUUUGAAAAAGGGGUACGAAAGCAUAUGACAAUUCUAAUGUAACAGAAGUUAGCUGCCCUUAAAUCCUACUGCUACUUUAGGAAUAAGCAUCUGUGUAAAUCAUACUCCAUACACCAGGUAUAAUGAAAAUGGUUCUGGUGUGAGGAAGUCAUAGUAGAGGCUCACAUUAGAUAUGUGUAUUGACAUAGAUUAAGCACAAGAGUAAAGUUUACAUAUUCUAUGGGGAACAGUUCUUCACAUUUUGUUUACCUUCUUUAUUGUGAACCUAGGCUUCAAGUUGCGUCAGAGGUUUCUUCUAUAUAGCAAGAUGUUUCUUGCCUUUUGUUAAUGCUUUGUUGUAAAGUAUUUGAUGUACAUUACUGAUAAAGGAUAGUGGACAGUGUAAAUUACACAGAUGCCACAGUGUUCCUUCAUGAAUGGUUCUAUAUAUUGCUUAAUUUCUUAAAGAUGAAAUAAAAAAUGUCAAUAUAUUUUGUUUUCUUUUGCCCCAGUAAGUUUUAGCGAGAUAAACAAUGGAAGGACUAAAGUACUUUUUAGCAGUAUUGUAUGGUCUAGUGAUUUUUUUUUUCGUGUGACGACUAUACAAAUUGGUAAUGUCUGACAAAUAGCAUCAUCAGUCUACACUCAACAAAGCGCUUUUUUUCAAUGCCUAAAAUUUUACAUGUAGAUAUUUGAAAUAGACUUUUUUCAUUUUUACUUACAGUAAUAAUAAUUAUACAGUGUUAAAAGAAAUAAAUUGCAAUUCAUAUGUCCUCUAUAUUUGCCAAAUGUGUAUUUAAAAAAAAAAAAUCAACAUUGAAUCAAAGAUAAGUCUGCAUGUGUGUGAAUGUUUUUAAUUUUCAUAUGACCACAGUUUAUCUUCCACAUUUCCUCCAUUUUCAAAAUAUAACACCGCACCCCCAACCACCUCCCCCCGUGCAUGAAGUAGGAAGAAUCAGUUACUUGCAUUGAUUUGUGAAAUUUUAUGACCAGGUGCCUUAGAGCUGUGAGCAUGUGAAAUAUUAUUGUAUGAUAACUCAUACUAGACGUUUAUGUUGAAAAUGCUAUUGUUCAAACAAUCUUUUUAAAUCCUAACAAAAAUGGCACACUCUCCGAGAGUGUGUAAGUCACCAAACAAGUUCGCAGUGUUUUACGUUGAAGCUCAACUAUUCAAAACUGCAGAUUUUUUUGUUUUGUACAAGCAUGCGCAAAUAGUCUUAGUUGCAGAAAGAUAAGUUAUUAAAUUGAGAUAUUAGUAUUUUAUAAUCUGUUCUUGUGAUCAUCCACAAAUUGGGAAGGUUAGGAGACUUCUUUAAUUGAAUACUAACAUGAUGGCAUUCUGAGCAAGCAAUUUUUCCAUUGUUGGGAAUAUGCAGGGGAAGUCUAAGGCAAACCCUCUGAUUUCGGCUGUAUAUUUUACUGUUUUCUACAGCAAAUAUUUCUCCUUGUGGAAACUUAUAGGCCAUUCAUACCCCAUUGGGAAUUCUGCAUAUACUUUGUCACGGUUUUGAAUGCUGAUUAAUCCCAUUCAAUGAGAAUAAUUUCUGUGCUGUCUUUCUGGCUCAUUUUCUAUGUGGAAUUUAAACCACUAAGUGAAUUUAAAAUGCAUGCAAAAAAAUUGCAUCACAGAUCAAUUUUAGAUAAAAAAAAAAACAAAAAAAAACUUUCAAAACUUAACAAUUGAAAAUAAUGCGGCUAUAUUUGUGAGUUUACCCUCUCCUAUCAGAAAAAGUUUAGCAGUACAUAAUCACAAGAAGGUUUUA